Messenger RNA from Mercenaria mercenaria, 4284 nucleotides. RefSeq lists its product as uncharacterized. Gene Ontology annotation, molecular function: metal ion binding. The transcript is spliced from 5 exons. Lineage: Eukaryota; Metazoa; Mollusca; Bivalvia; Venerida; Veneridae. The record is from RefSeq and is a predicted model, not a curated record. Bases 1469 to 1882 code for a protein of 137 amino acids.
GUGCUAAAUAAUCAACUAGUACUAUAUUUAUCAAUAAAGAAAGAUAUCAGGUUAAAAUAAAUUUACAGCCCGAGUGUUUGAAAACCUAUAUGUGAACUAAAUUAUAAAAUGUCUAUGGAUAUAAAGUGGGGAAUUUAACUUUCAUACCACGGAUUACAAAUUCAUAUCGACAAAAAUGGAAGAUAUACUUUUAACAGAGAAAGUAAAAUUUUUAAUGAUAUAAGUAAAAUGUAAAGUAUAGAAUUAAAACGAAUAAAAAGUAUCAUAUUGCAUGCGGAAACUGAUUCAGAAAAACAACCUUAGAUCUUACUAGGUAAUUGCACAGAAACACUUGAAGGACAUAUUGAGUGAAAAUCCAACGGAAAGUUUACGAAUGACUGCAAAUUAUAUGGAAACAGUAAAGAAUAACUAAAAUUCUGAAAUACUCUGAGAAAUAAUAAUAAAUUGUGUAACAUGUGAAGUUUAUUAAGAGCCAGAACAGACACAGAUCAUGCUGACAAAAAAUCUCAAGGAAGCAUAACUAGUACACACUUCUUCUAUAAUAAUUUGAUUCAAAUCUUGUUAAAACAAAGACAGAAUAAGUGUGAAUAUUGAGUCUUCGACAGAUUUACAAAACUACAUUUCUGGACCACUUAUUGAAAACGAUCCUGUCAAGUACUGUUUAAAUAUCUCUUCAGUGCAAAACACUUCUGGUAGCAAACAUCCAAAGGCAGCUUAACUGUAACUGGGAGUCCUAAAGUGAGAUUCUGGUACAAAAAAAGAGUCUGAAGUCUCCGAUUUGAUGUUUAAAUGACGAAGAUCAGCUGUAGCUGAGCUGCUAAAGGAUACAAAUUUUUCAAUGGCAAACAUACACAGUUACUCAGAGAGAAUCAAGUUUCUAAAAUGGAGAGGAUCAGCAGGAAAAAAAAAAACUUCUGGAAAAGAUCUAUCAGCAGGGUGAACCUUCUGAAGUUCAAUGAAUAUGUUUUAGUAAACAUUUGCCUAACAAAAAAAAAUGUAAAAUUCAAAACGAAAUAAAAGAUCAGGAGUGGUUUCAUUAGGAGACCUUGUUUCUGAAAAAAAAAUAUGAAAAGACGGUCAGCAGGUCAACUAGUAUGGGAAAGACAAUGAAUGCACAACAUCAGCCACACUAUCAAAAAGUCUGAUAUGGCAAUAAUCGUACUCGUCAUAGGAAUUAUUUUCACUGAUUUUUAUUUUUAAACCAGUACAAAAGAAGUCACAUUUGAAAUUUACCAAAUCAAUAAACAGAUCAAAGCUAUAAAUUAUACACAAUCUAUCUUUGAACACGUGCCAAAACUUUAUUGACAUUCAAAGCAAAACAGUGCACUGGCGCCAAAAAAGCGACACACCGGAUGUAUUGUGAAAAGGGGAAGUAACUCAACUGGAAGUAAAUGUGUAGUACGGUACUUCAGAAAGGAAAGCAGAGAAAGAAAUAUUAAAACAGCUAGGCAGUGGUAGUGAAUGCAACAUGCAGUCAUACUUGGAAUGUCUUAUCUGUGAAAGGUUGUUGAAAAGACCAGUACAGACCAAAAAUGGUCACAGGUUUUGUGAAGGGUGUUUUUUCAAAAGAAGGACUGGCAGACAGCGAUGUAUUCUAUGUGUUGAAGAUGAAGUGCCUCAAACACAAGACUGUUUCAAUCUGGGAAUAGAGUUCAUAUAUGGUGACAAGGCUGUAGUGUACGAUAUCUACAAACUGGAGGCACAGUGCAGGGAGUGCGGCUGUGUAGCAAACUACAGAGAAAUUAUGAAGAACCAUAUCAAAAACCCAUGCCAAGGAAGGAAUUGCUCAUAUAUUUAUCAGAUAUUCAACAAGCUGACCAGUAUGAUAUUAAACCUACAGUGUUCCAUCUGCAGUCCACCUCAUGACAGAAACAUUCAGUAAAAUUUUGGAUUAACCAGGAUUACACAAUUUUCUUGUACAGAGACCAAAUGUUUUGUUUAUUCUGCAUUUGCAGAAGUACAAGCCUGCACACAACAAGAUUUUUAGUAUAUGUUGAACAGAAUUUGUAAAAAUGUAAAGGCAAGUCAUGAAACCUGCAUCUCUCUAGAUUUACAAUUGAACAUUUAGUUCAACUAUGGGAUUGUAUAGAUUUACAGCUGGAAGUGUGCGAUAACUAGCAUUUCAUUAACCCUUAAAUUGAAUUUUUCUUAACUUUCUUAAGAAUUCAUUUUUUAAUUUCAAUGUUAAUAGAUAAAACUGCUGUUUUAUUCUGAUUAUAAACCAUCAUUAUCUUGAUAUUGUACCAAUUCAUACCUUUGUUGUAGUCCAGUAGAUUACAUGAGAGCUUGGGUCAUGCUCUAUAUCUUCUACCUGGUACACCCUGCUGUACAACAAUGAAGGCAACCUGUUCAAAUUAUAAAAUUAUUGAUAUUAAGGUAGUUCUGCACGUUUGAAAAACCGGAAGUGAUGGCGUAACGUUAUUUAUCCGGAAAACGUAGAAUAUAGAGAAAAUCAGUUUAUGAAUUAAUAGAAACCUGUGAGUAAAUUUAUUACAAUGGCACUGUUGAUAUAUUGUUAAAGUCAAAAUAUGAUAGUAAAACAUAUGGCAGGAUAAAAAAAUCAAAAUAAUGUGUUAAAAUUAGCAUAAUAUGUCCCAUUCACUUUAAUGUUGGUUAAAUAUCUUAAAAAUAAGCAUACUGACCUAUACAUUUUAUUUCACCAAAUUACAGUCCAUAUGUUUAUUAACAACCAUGGGAAGCUUCAUCAAAAUCUACAUUGUAGAAAAAAUUCUAUUCGGGAAAAUGUUAUAAAAGUUAUGAUUUUCCCAUAGACUCCCAUUAUGAAAUAUUGCAUGAGGUCAAAAAUUUUCAAAGCAGUCUAGCAAAAAAUCAAGCGCAUGACCCUAUCUUUUUUAUUUGCUGAAUUUUCUAGGUAUAUUCUGAAGUUUUGAAAAAUCAGAGUUUAAUCAAAUUCUACAUUGUAGAAAAAAUUUCAAUCCAAACGUGCAGAACUACCUUAAAGGUCAUAGGAAUGGUUUUUAUUUUCAACAUUUUUCUUUACAUAUCACCUUUCUAUGUCUAAAAACAACAUAAAAGUAUCAAUUUAUGUUUGUUUAUCUUUUUAUAAUACAUUUUAUACCAACAAAAAAAGUGCCUUCCAAAAAAAAUUACAUGGCUUAUUUCCCCUGAAUACUCUCGAAAAGGUGUGCGUUUUAUCUACACAUUGUCAUUUUCACAAGCGAUUAUCACACGUCCGGAACUUGAAACUUGCAAAAUAAAAAAUAAAGAAUACCAAUUAAAUUAUUAUAAUGAAUAUCGAGUUUGAUGAGGAAUUAGACAAAUGUGUAACAUGUAAAACAAGUAACAAUAUGCAAUGUGAGAUUGUUGUAAUGUGACAUUGUAGUUUUGCAUGUUCACUUUAUUUUUUCCUACUGUGUAGGCUUUUAUUUAACUACAAUCAAGUUUUCAUAAUGAGAGUCUACAGGAAAAUAGUUUUGAUGAAAUUUUUGCAUACAGAAAAUUUUUUACAAUGUAGAUUUGAAUGAAUCUGUCAUAAUUGUAAAUUUACAUAUUGUUUUUCAUUUGAUAAAAGAAAAUAUGUAAUAGUCUAGUCAAGAUUUCAAUAAAGUCUGCAUGCUUAUGUCUGAGAUGAAGUCUGCAAAGUUUUCACACGUCAACAUUUAUAUUCAUAUCUUUAAUCUUUUGAAAGAUACAAACAUUGCCAGUAUUAUCAAUAAAACAAAAGUUUCCAUUUUUUCAUGGUUUGACGUUUCCGUAUUCCGGAUCAGGGCGUUAUUCUUUGUUUUACAGAUAAAUGAUGCACUGUCAUCAGUUCAAGUUUAUACAAUAUACUACCUUACAGUGGCAUUAUGCACCACAUCUUACUGCACAUAGUGUGGUUUUUGGUGAAUGUUUUAUAAAAGCAAUUUUCAGUUGCCAUGUAAUUUAAUGUGUUAAAUAACGAUAAUGCCUUAUAAGUAUUUGAAGUUGAUGCUUUAGAAAUAAAGAAAUUGGACAAAUAAAAUAAUAGUUUUUUCCUUCAAUCUUCUACACAGUGAUCUCCCUUACCUAUAAGUUAAGAUUUCGGAAGUUGAAGGGAAGCAACUCCUGAAUGCAUUUUGACUUUUCUUUAAAAAAGAACUGUCAAAAUAAGAAAAGUCAUAUAUGGAAACUUAUCAUUUUAUACUGGUAACAGGAAGAGUUUGGUUUUCUGUUUAAACUAGAUUUGUACAUGAAAAAUGCACAUAAUUCCACUUCACGUGAAAAAUGGCUUAGUAACAUGGCAAUUUUUCAUUUAUGUUAUAUUUGAUGUAAUAUAAGGCAAUAAAUGUGUUUUUAAAACUA